Messenger RNA from Ceratitis capitata (Mediterranean fruit fly), 1394 nucleotides. RefSeq lists its product as uncharacterized. The transcript has 4 exons. Lineage: Eukaryota; Metazoa; Arthropoda; Insecta; Diptera; Tephritidae. Bases 162 to 1385 code for a protein of 407 amino acids. The record is from RefSeq and is a predicted model, not a curated record.
AAUUCUUCAGAUUGAAUUUUUAGUAAAAUAAACAAUUUCACUCUAACGAGAUUUCAGUUUGCAAUUUUAACCAUUUUUUUACUUUUUUUAAUAUUUUUUUUUUCUUUUUUGUCGACUUGGUAUUCCAUUCCAAUUAAUUUCGCAUUUUAUGCACCAAAAUUAUGCCGCAAAUUGCUGGUGGAUUACAACUUAUAGCCAAAAAUGCCGUCACCAAAAGACUCUCAUUCCGAUCGUUGAAGGACAUACGAAGAUUUCGAAUAACGAGUAGUGUAAUCAGUUCAAGGGGCAGAGAAUCGGUUCGACCUCAUCCAGUUGUGAGCUUUAAGCGGCGAGUGAAAUUGUUUGCGGUGAAAUUGGCAAUUAGAAAAGCGAUAAGUAAAUUAGUGUUCAUGGAGGAUGUGGAAAGAGGCAAAUUGGGCACUUUCACUUAUACGGAUUGUCCGGAGAAAAUAUUCAGUUGGAUGUACGAGGAUUGGUUGGAUACGCUGGCGUAUAGAAUAAUAUGGCUGAAUAUGAUUAAUCGCCAAAUGCCGCUCAAGGAGUUUACGUGUUGGAUGAAAUUAAAGAAUUUGACAUCGCUACGGAAUUGUCUGCUUGAUCUGAGCAAUGUCUACUUAUAUCAGAAGGGUUGGUCGACGACAAUGGAGGCAAUGGAAUCUGUUAUUAAAUUCCACAACUUGGAGAAUAAUAUCAAAGUGGACAUAAACAAGCGUACGCUGAUGAAUAAUAAAGUGAAAACGGAAUUCAAUGCUUUAUUGUUCCUGAUGAGAACGCUCGGCUCAUUGACUAAGAAGCCCGAGGAUUUGUUUCUGACUGCCACAAUUGAAAAUAAGCAUGUGCUGGACGCCGCUAAAGUAAGAGAGGAAAUGGCGGAACUGCAUAUUCGGUUUAUAGAGAAGAGGCUGGAGAAAGAGAUACAGCGCAUUCAGAAACGCUUUAAAGAGGAACAAUUCGCUACGACUUGCACAACCGAUACCUAUUUCAAUCAAAUAGCCAACCUUCGCGAACGUAUUGCAAAGUUAACGCAACGUUAUGAUGCCAAAUACGCUCAACUAGAAGGCAACGCGACAUAUUUGAAGACAAAUAUCGACAAGAUAAACGCAAAUCGCGCUUACUUGCAGGAACAGUUAGAUUGGUAUAAGCAGGCUCUCAGCUCAAGUGAUCCACCUUCCCGCCCAACUGAAAGCCCACGUCUAUCAAUUCUUAUGAAAAACUUACCGUUAAUUCAAAAAUCACGUCGCGGUAUAUCACCGUGGAUAAAAUAUCAGAAGAGCGAUUCGGUCACCGAUACUAGUGCAGCGGCGCUCAAGAGGAAAUCGCCACGCUCCAGAACAAGGCGAAAGAAGGACUCUCAGUUAUCAAUUCAAGAAAAAGAAGAAGUUUGAAAAAUUGUA